This is a messenger RNA of Hypomesus transpacificus, 3394 nucleotides long. It is a transcript of the gene tspan4b, whose product is annotated as tetraspanin 4b. The record is from RefSeq and is a predicted model, not a curated record. The coding region runs from base 2101 to 2835 and encodes 244 amino acids. The transcript is spliced from 6 exons. Lineage: Eukaryota; Metazoa; Chordata; Actinopteri; Osmeriformes; Osmeridae. Gene Ontology annotation, cellular component: membrane.
GUCUACUAUACUAUAUGCUGCAGUCCUGUUUUUUAAUUCAGGGUAUGUUGAUGCCUGUAUAGCACAGUACCUAUAACCAUAUUGUAUUUGUUCAUUUUGGGAGGCUUUGAAAAAACAGGAUUGCAAGAACAUACAGGGAGGGAAUUUUUUGAUCCCCUGCUGAUUUUGUACGUUUGCCCACUCUCAAAGAAAUGAUCAGUAUAUAAUUUUUUUUGGUAGGUUUAUUUGAACAGUGAGAGACAGAUUAACAACAACAAAAUCCAGAAAAAACACGUCAAAUUGUUAUAAAUUGAUUUGCAUUUUAUUGAGUGAAAUACGUGUUUGACCCAAACAUUACUUAGUACUUGGUGGCAAAACCCUUUUUGGCAAUCACAGAGGUCAGACGUUUCUUGUAGUUGGCCAUUAGGUUCGCGAACAUUUCUCGAAAGGGAUUUUGUCCCACUCCUCUUUGCAGAUCUUCUCCAAGUCAUUAAGGUUUCCAGGCUGACUUUGGCAACUCGAACCUUCAGCUCCCUCCAUAAAUCUUCUAUGGGAUUACGGUCUGGAUACUGGCAAGGCCACUCCAGGACCUUAAUGUGCAACCACUCCUUUGUUGCCUUGGCCAUGUGUUUUGGGUCAUUAUCAUGCUGGAAUAACCAUCAACGACCCAUUUUCCAUGUCCUGGCUGAGGGAAGGAGGUUCUCACCCAAGAUUCGACGGUAUAUGGCCCCGUCCAUCGUCCCUUUUAUGCAGUGAAGUUGUCCGGUCCCCUUAGCAGAAAAACAACCCCAAAGCAUUGUUUCCAUCUCUGUGUUUGACGGUGGGGAUGGUGUUCUUGGGGUCAUAGGCAGCAUUCCUCCUCCUCCAAACACGGCGAGUUGAGAUGAUGCCAAAGUUCUCGAUUUUGGUCUCAUCUGACCACAACACCACCCAGUUCUUUUCUGAAUCAUUCAGAUGUUCAUUGGAAAACUUUAGACAGGCCCUGUACAUGUGCUUUAUUGAGCAGGGGGACUUUGCAGGCGCUGCAAGAUUUCAGUCCUUCACGGCGUAGUGUGUUACCAAUUGUUUUCUUGGUCCGAGCUGCCCUGAGAUCAUUGACAAGAUCCUCCCGUGUAGUUCUGGGCUAAUUCCUCACCGUUCUCAUGAUCAUUGCAACUCCACAAGGACUGAAACAAGACUCCAAUAACUGGAUAUCUGCUUGUUGGAAAGUGUAGGAAACCUGCUGAUAAGAAUGGAAAUCAGUUCCAUGGUUGACUUUUGCCAAAUAUGUAAAGUAUUGCAGGUGAAGUAGCACUUGAUUAUGCACUCAGAUUUGAGCUCAGAGUAGAUUGUAUCACAUAACAAGUGGGUGAACCUCCAGAGAUGCUUGAUUACUCUCCAACUAUUUCAAGUACUGUCAUUGAGCCAUUGUCAUUGAACAGCAACUACUUUCUUAUAUUGUUGCCACUUCUGCAGAUUUUUUAUAGGUAAAUUUAUAUCAGUUGGUGUGCUCGACUUCAUGCAGCGCCGACAGCCGCCUGCAGCUGGCUGACUUGAAACAGUGAAUUCUGGUUAGACUUUUUGUCCUUCUUGAGACGGCACCAAGGCUAGGUCACUGUGACGUAUGCCAUCAAAUUACCGUGAGAUCAACUCAAGAACUGCCGGCUGUGAGGCCGAGCAAAUUUUCUCGAGAGCAACUGCACGGGUUCUAAUGACAACACAGCUAUUUCCUGACUGGCCAGACACGGGAACUUUGACGUGUGCUAUGUAUUUAUUAUGAAAUCUUCAGUUUCGCCAAUGCUCAAAUCCGGACCAAACUGUACAAUUGAAUUGAAUAUUUGUCUUUAUUGACAGACUGCAAUAGCCUAAGUUGUUGAAGAACGUUUUUUAGUCCGCCUCUUUACUAACGAAAAGACUAAGUUUAGUUUUGAGUUCUAGUUGUAGGCCUAUUAUCGAUCUGCAGAUUUAAGAGAGUUUCACAUAGCCCAAUACAUAAAAUGAAAUUUCCGUGCACUGGUUCGUGCAAGUCCGAAAGCGAAAACAAUUAAAUUAGCGACCAUGCAGUCCGUCAGCGAUAAAGUAAGCAAACAGCACUUGAUCAGCCAUGACUGAUGUCAACGCAGCAAACCACGAGAAGCAGCAAUGUCAGUCUUUACAAAGCCGUUUUUCAACUGUUCCCCGACUGCAAACGGCAACUCUCACUGGUCGUUUCAUGCAGCCGCAGCCAAUGUCGAACACGCCAUCUGUCUCCAUUCCCAGCUAGGAGGGUGUGGUUUGUUUGGCGUAGGGGUGUGGCUCUCCUUCACCCAGGCGGAGUUCUCCUCCCUGCCAGUGUCCUUCCCCUCCCUCUCCGCUGCCAAUCUAUUACUGGUUGCCGGGGGCGUCACUAUGGUAACAGGCUUCCUGGGUUGCCUUGGUGCCCUGAAAGAGCAACGCUGUCUAUUGAUGACGUUCUUUGUCAUCCUCUUGCUCCUGGUGCUGACGGAGGUGACUCUGACGCUAGUCCUGCACAUAUUUCGCAAAGAGCUGGACACCCAUGCCCAGGAUGAGUUAAAGAAGGGAAUGUUUGAUGAAGGACUGAGGAAGUCAUGGGACAAUGUACAAAAAAUGUUCAAGUGCUGUGGCGUGACAAACAAGACAGAUUGGUACUUGGUGACAAACGGAACCCUCCCCUCAUCUUGUUGCUCCGUUAGGACAGAGCAAUGUGAUGACGGAUGGAGUGAGCCGUGUUAUCAGAAGGCCAGACAGUGGCUCUUGGACAACAUCCCCUCCGUUCUAAUGUUUGGAGUCUGCAUCAGCAUCAUUCAGAUCCUGGCCUUGGUCUUUUCCUUACUUAUGUACUGUCAAAUCAUGCGUGCUGAGAAGUACUUGGACUGAGCUGGAUCUGCAUCCUGCAGACAUAACAAUGAGAAAUUCCUUUUCAGGAAGGCAAACGAUGAACUCACCAGGGAACAAAAAAUGGUAGUUAAGGUGAUAAGGGGAUGGAUGUGGGAGAUUGAUACAGGGUCUAUCAGUGCACUAAAACCAUGCAUUUACCCAAUUCCAAAUCAACUUCCCACCCUUGGAACUGAUGUGCUAUUGUAAUGAAGGAUCCUGUUUAUUUUAUAACACCUAUGUACUCCUGGAUAGGUUCUGUACGUACCAGUCAAUGGUCAACGGGCAGGUACCAUCACUGUUAUAGUCCAAAAUGAAGAAAGUUGUAAAAUAACCAUUUUGGUGAACUUCACAUGAAAAUAAAGUUGUUUUGUGCUUAGUAGAAUUUAUUUUUAUUUGAAAGGGUAAACUGCUCGCUAAACAUGAGCCUUAACACAUUUUUAGCGAUUUCUCUGAAUACAUUUGGAGUGGUUGUUGUAAACUUGCACAUAUUGUAAAAUACAUACAAUCAAAUGAAUCAAAUGUCAUUAUGAUGUAGUAUCCAAUAAACUGCUAAUCCAGA